Messenger RNA from Corticium candelabrum, 2279 nucleotides. RefSeq names its product crossover junction endonuclease EME1-like. Bases 95 to 1996 code for a protein of 633 amino acids. The record is from RefSeq and is a predicted model, not a curated record. Gene Ontology annotation, molecular function: ubiquitin binding; crossover junction DNA endonuclease activity. Lineage: Eukaryota; Metazoa; Porifera; Homoscleromorpha; Homosclerophorida; Plakinidae. Gene Ontology annotation, biological process: resolution of meiotic recombination intermediates; mitotic intra-S DNA damage checkpoint signaling; double-strand break repair. The transcript is spliced from 12 exons. Gene Ontology annotation, cellular component: nucleus; Holliday junction resolvase complex.
AGAGAAAAGCACGCUCGCCGUUACGUAAUCUACGGUCUGAUACUCGAGGCAUCUCUGGUUAUUAUUAUCAACUAACGUCGGCGGCAAGUUGUGAAUGGAAGAGUCUGAAGACGAAGAUCUUCCAGCUUUCGAUGUUGUGUCUUCUAGUGCAGUCGGCGAACGUGAUGUCAAUCGUGUAUUGCAAGUAUUUCCAGACAUUGGCUUGUCGAAGGACGAGAUCAGACGGCAUAUUCGCAAAAGCGGCAGCACAGAAGCAACAAUCAAUCACAUUCUUGAUAACCAGCUAGAGAGAUUUUCAGAGAAACUUUUUCCUGAAGAAAUUAGUGAGAUAGAUGUAACGCCUCCAACUCAAGCCAGGGGUUCCGUUCAGUCGGGAAACUGGAACGUGGAUGACGACAGGUCGUUAUUAAAGAGCUGUACGCUACAUACUUGUGAUGAACAACAGUCAGACUCAGACAGUAGCGUGUGUGUGUUAGAAGAACUGCCUCUUGCAAGACGUCUCAAAGUUUGUACAUCUACAAAUAAUCAUCCAUUUGCUACUCUCAAUCAUCGCAAAGAAACAGUGGAAUCAGAUAGUUUGUUGUCGCACAGCAGAGGAAACUAUUGUCUGAAUGAUGAAGAUUCCAGUAAUAAUGCUAUAAUUGUAACUGACAGUUUAUCACAGUGCAGUACUACUUUUUCUCAGUCAACAAGUAGUGAUUGGUCACAUACUGGAGACUCACAAGAAAGUGAUCGUUCUGACUCCAUGAAAGGAUCGAGACAGAAGCUUUUGGAAGCUGAAAGAGAGAGGCGAAAUCAGGAGAGGCUGGCGAAGAAACUGGCUAAGGAAAGAGAAAAGUUAGAACUGAAACGUGCUAAAGAAGACUUGAAGAAACAAGCAAAACUUGUGAAGGUGAAGGAGAAGGCAGAAAAACAGGCAAAGAAAGCAGCUCAGAAGGCAUCUUCUAAAGCUGAACGUAUAAAGCAUGUGACUGCUGUUGUUGAUAAAUUGAUUGCCAACGAAGAGUCAGUGGGCUUGGAGAUAAUGGCUACAUUGAAUGAGCUUGAGAUCAAAGUUGAAGUUGUGUCUUCCAAUGUACCUUGGAGUGUCACAUGGCAGAGAGCAAUCUUUAAACAGGAAUUGUUACACGACUAUUCUGAGGUGUUAGUGCCAACUCGUUUUGUAGAAGAAAACGAAGUUGUUGUUUUGUGGCCUGCCAGUGAGUUUGUUAAUAUGGUUGAGGCUUCUUGCCAUCAGCAGAUGAGCAGCGUAUAUCACAGUCAGUCCACUGCAAAAGAAUGUGUCAAGCAACUGGUUACCAGCAUGUCUCCCAAGCGAUGCACUAUUGUGAUCUAUGGAUUGGAGAAAUAUUACAGACGUAUGAAGACGAAAGUCAAUCGUGAAUAUCGCAGUGCUGUAUUGGAAGCUACUAAUGAUGUAGCUACAAGUCAACCUAAGAAAAAGACAAAGAAAUCUGCUGAAGGAUCGACAGUGACACAUGUCAAUGUAGAGGAAGUGCUGGCAGAGCUAAGUGUAUACGUUCCAUGUCAAAUACACAAGUAUGAAUCUGGUCAUGAGAUUGGUCAAUAUUUGGCUAGAAUGACAAAGGCAGUUGCUGAUGCCCCGUACGAUCGGAGAAAAAACCAAACAGCGUUGUCAGCUAUUUUGUGUGACGUUGGAAAGGGCACAGUAAAGGUGUUUGAAGAUGGGUCAGGAUUUGGCACACUUUGGAAGCAGCAGUUGAUGCAGUUUCCUAGUGUGUCUGCACAAGUUGCUCAUGCUAUAGCAUCUGUCUACACUUCUGUUCGAUCGCUACGAGAAGCAUAUAAAAACUGCGGUAGCAUACGUGAAGCUCAAAAUCUACUACAGGACAUCAUGGUUCAGCGUGGAGUUGGUAUUCUGGCCUCAAACAGACGUGUUGGUCCUGAGCUAUCUAGAAAGAUUCAUGCAGUUUUCACUUCUCAACAUCCUGACACAAAAUUGCAGCACAGUGUGGAAGAGUGCCAAGAAAAAUGAGCUUAAGUUAUAAAUUUUCUGUGAAAUUACUCUUGUAGCUACAUCUAGCUGCAUUGUGGCACACUCAAACUGACUUGUGUAAGUACAUUGUGCGUAAGGACACAGACAUUGUACAUUGUGCUUGUGCAGCCUGCUGCAACAUUUAGUGGUCUUUAUUAAAACUAGUAUUUUCCCAAUAAUUUAUGGGAUCAAGAUUUGUUUAUUUAGUGGGUUCAUUCUCUGAAAAUGCAUCCUACCUAAUCAUCUUCUGAAGAUGAUAAAAUGGAUGGUAUGCUACUGAAUU